This is a messenger RNA of Lampris incognitus (smalleye Pacific opah), 1300 nucleotides long. Its product is annotated as protein AMBP-like. Gene Ontology annotation, molecular function: serine-type endopeptidase inhibitor activity. The coding region runs from base 67 to 1140 and encodes 357 amino acids. Lineage: Eukaryota; Metazoa; Chordata; Actinopteri; Lampriformes; Lampridae. The transcript has 10 exons. The record is from RefSeq and is a predicted model, not a curated record. Gene Ontology annotation, cellular component: cell surface; plasma membrane.
ACACAGGCUGAGGUGAGGGGCAAACUCUAGUCUUCACACGGACCAGUGGACAGACAGGCCGACACAAUGCAGAAAGGAGGGAUUAUAGUGUCUCUUAUGGUGUGGGGAUGGAUAAGAGCCCUCCAUGGGGUCCCCGUGCUGCCUGAACCCCUCUACCCAACACAGGAGAACUUUGAUGUGGACAGGUUUAUGGGGAAGUGGUACGACGUGGUGGUGGCAUCCACAUGUCCCUACAUGCAACGCCACAGAGGAGAUGCAGCCAUUGGAACUCUUGAACAGGAGCUUGGCAGCACCAAGGACAAGAUGAAGACAAGACAAACUGUACUUAGGCAAAAUACAUGUAUGGAAAUUACUGGGGAUUAUGAGUUGACUACCACACCUGGACGAUUCUCAUACCAUAUUACAAAGUGGGGGGCAGAUGUGGACGCCUACGUCGUUCACACCAACUAUGAUGAGUACGCCAUAGUUAUAAUGAGCAAAGUGAAAUCAUCAGGGGAAAACAGCACUUCAGUCAAGCUGUUGAGUCGCACUAUGGAUGUAAGGGACACCGUGUUGGAUGACUUCAAAACGCUGGUCAGAGAACAAGGGAUGAGUGACGACAACAUCAUCAUCAAACGCAACAAAGGCGAGUGUGUCCCAGGAGAGAAAGUGGAAGAGCCAUCAGCACCCCCACAGCCUGUGAGAAGCAAGAGGAGUUUGGUGCCCUCUGUACUACCUCCAGAUGUUGAAGGUUCGGGUGACGCUGACACUACACCUCUGUUCAGAGGAGCUGAGUCUUGUAAUGCAGCACCAGAUGCAGGGCCAUGUUUUGGGAUGGUCCAGCGUUAUUUCUACAACUCCUCCUCUAUGAGCUGCCAGCUUUUCAACUAUGGGGGUUGUUUGGGCAACCAGAACAACUUUCAUGUUGAGAGAGAUUGUCUACAGAGCUGUCGGACCGAAGCUGUUUGUCGUCUGCCCAUGGCGGCCCACCCCUGUACGAACCAGCCUCUGGUCUGGACCUUUGACUCCGUCACUGGUCUGUGUCUUGGCUACAAAAAGGGGUUCUGCCAGGCCAACGGCAACAGGUUCUACAGCAAAGCCGAGUGUGAGGAGUACUGUGGAGUAGUCAAAGAUGACGAGGAGCUCCUGAAGACUAACUGAGUCAUAUGAGGAGACAACCCUACAUGCCUGAACACAUUACAUAGAAAUGCAAUUAAAACAAGCAGUCUAAACCAGACAAAAAAAGGAUAAUGUGACAAUAGUGACAGUAACUUUGUGGAAUAACAUCACUGGUCACCAAUAAAUCAGCAGAAUAAUGGUG